AUGACCACGUCCGACGAGUUUCCGUGUACUCUGACAAUCGACAUUCCCUUCCCUACCCACCGCCUGGCCAGCGCCGCCAUUCGCACUCUCUCAGUCGACCAGGAACUCUCGCCUUUGGUCCGCCGUGACUUUUCGCUUCAUCCCCCGUCAGAUGACCCACCGAAUGCUGAUGCUACCGUACUGCGCACAAUCUACCGUGCAACCACCAACCGCAUGCUUCGUGUCUCCGUAAAUGGCUUCUUCGAGAGUCUCAACGUUGUGCUCCAGGUCAUGCAGGAACUGGAUGUUGAUGUGCUACAAGAUCAAGGACUCGAAGGUCUUGAAGGCGCUCAGGGUGUUGAGCAAGGAAUGAUUGGCACUACCAAGACUGGUGCUUGAACGAACCGCAUCUGUUCAAAGAAGUUCAGACACCAGUAGACAGGCCAUCCGACGACUGCAUCGCUGCAUCUAGCCAACUAGGCUACGGCCAGUAUUCGACAGUCCAGGACGAUAGCACUUCGCAUAUACAAGAGCCUCGGUUACCAUGGAGAGUCGGGUUCAUUCACUGCUUCUCAAGCACAAACCGUUGCAAAUUGAGAUCGCUGCUUGCAAAGGCUGUAUUCAUAGAGUACCCGAGUAAAUCAUCACACCGAAGACCAAAAUAGCCACACAAGCACUUUAUGACCAACCCAAGAACUCGCAUGUGUUGCUGCACGUUUCUUGUAUUGCCUGUGUAUGUUGUGUUUCUAAUGAUUGUUAUGGUGAUCGUAUGGGAGCCUC
Messenger RNA from Aureobasidium pullulans EXF-150, 759 nucleotides. RefSeq names its product Pcc1-domain-containing protein. The transcript is spliced from 3 exons. Lineage: Eukaryota; Fungi; Ascomycota; Dothideomycetes; Dothideales; Saccotheciaceae. Bases 1 to 378 code for a protein of 125 amino acids. Gene Ontology annotation, cellular component: EKC/KEOPS complex. The record is from RefSeq and is a predicted model, not a curated record.